This is a messenger RNA of Venturia canescens, 4491 nucleotides long. Its product is annotated as RNA polymerase II-associated protein 1. Bases 227 to 3904 code for a protein of 1225 amino acids. Gene Ontology annotation, biological process: transcription by RNA polymerase II. The transcript is spliced from 8 exons. Lineage: Eukaryota; Metazoa; Arthropoda; Insecta; Hymenoptera; Ichneumonidae. The record is from RefSeq and is a predicted model, not a curated record.
CCAGGACGAACCAUACCACAACCAUACCGACAAAGCAUGUGACUGUGACUUAUUGCCUAAAGUCCCUUAACAUAUAUAUAUAUACCGGUACACGAAAAUACAACGAAAAAACAUUUAACCCCUUGUUUAACAAGUUCCAAUGUGUAUAGUAUAAACCGAGAAGUAAUUCAUUCCGAUGAUAAAAAUGGAAAAAAGUCAUUUAAAAGUUUGAAUCUUCAAACAUAAAAUGAGCGAGCCAACGAUCUUAAAACGUCCUAAGCCUUGCGAUGGUGAGGAAGAAUUGUUUCGUAUGCAAGAAGACUUUUUACGAACGAAACAAGAACCUUCCGCAAAAGUGAUAAAUCUCCGGGCUCAGGUGAAAGCCGCUGUGCCAAUGGAGACUAAUGAUCUUGGGAAUACAAAAUCAGAUGGUAGAAUCCGAUCGAAGUUCGCUGAACGCAGAGCCCUUGCACAACAACAAAAGUUAACUACUUCUCAAUCUGACGGACAAAUUAUACAUCCCAAAAUCGAAAAAAUCAUCAGCCAAAAUGAGUCUCCCCAUAUUAUUUCAGAUUCUGUACAGAAUUUACCUCUGAUCCCUUCGAGCGUUAUACUUGGAAGGAUAGUAGAAAAAAAAUAUGCAGAAGGAAAAAAUUCAUCAGAUUUCACCCAUGCUUCAUUAUGGGAUGACAAACAAAGAGGCUUUCCUGAUGUAUUUUGCGUUGAUCAAAAGGCAUCUGGUGCAGCAGGAAGUUUAUUUCUCCAGCAAGUAUCAAAAAACUUGCAGCCACAAACAUCACUAACUUGCCAUGAGGGAAAUACAAUUACUGCAAUACCCAGGAAAAAUAUGACAGUGAUGAAUCCUCUGAAGUCAGAGAUCCAUGAAGAAAAUCUGGAGAAAUUGAAAGCAAUGACUGCAAAAGAGAUACUGCAGGCAAAAUCUCAACUGGAGAGUACUUUGAGUCCAGAACUAAUAAAAUUUCUUCGAAGUAAAAAUAAAAUCUUAAACAAAUCGACAACAGAAACAAACAAGGAAAUUCGCCAUGAAAAAAUGGAAAUAAACGAAACGGUGUGGACAGAGUCAUUGGAAACACCAUUGAAAUCUGACAAUAACGAAACGAAGAUAGAAAUGAAUUCAACAAAAAUGGAUUACAAUUUUGAAAAAUUGGGAAACGAUACUCCAGCGAUUGAGUUGGCGGGAGCAGCAGCAGCAGAAGGAUGGAUGCACAUGGACACAAUUGAACGUGAAAAACUUGAGUGGAUGAAAGACGUUCCUGAUGGGAAUGACAAAACAACGCCGGAAGAGCCUUACAAUGCUCGCUUCGAUUUCAAUGGUGUACUUUUGCCAUUUCACGAUGAAAAUCUCACAGUGGAUAAGGGCUUACAUCACCAUGGUGAAGAGCCUGAUCGUCCAGGCUAUUCGUUGCAAGAAUUGUUGCAACUAAGCCGAUCGUCGAACCAACAACAGCGCUGCACUGCCCUCACAACUCUGGCAAAUAUAAUGGAAAAAAGUCGCAACGGGUGGUACGACAAAGUUCUUGAACCUGCUCCUCUCAUUGCUCUCAAUGAGAAAAAUAUUUUACUACUGCUCAGAUUUUCCUUGGAUGAUACCUCUGUCGCUAUUGUCACUGCUAGUAUGCAAGCACUUAGAGCUUUCUUAUAUAGCGAAGCCGACGAAAUUUGUUUGGAUAGACUCUUUGGUUGGCGUUAUUCCGAUGGAAACAUCCUUGAACCAGAAUUAACCGCUCCGAAAACAGAUGUAACCGAUACAAGUGCUUUGAAGGAUCACGAACUUGCUCAGUUGGACACCAUUGUUGCUGCUAUUCGAUCGGAUAUCGUUAUUCGUUUGAGGUAUGUUUUGAAUGAAAUGCAUCCACCGCCAAUAGGUGUGACCGCAGCUUUAGAAAUUUUGACGCGUUUGUCGAGACAAUCACGGACCACAGCAUUGAACAUUGCUUGCAUUCCAAAUUUACUUGAAAGCAUCGUUCAAAACUUUAUUCCUGUCGGCUUGAAUCGAUUCAGUCCGGAAGAUCCAACGAAAAAUGCAUACGGUUUUCCAAGUAUUGCUGCUGUCAGAUUUUGUCGUAUUUUGAUCACAUACGCGGGAAGACCUGUCGCUGAGAGGCUCGAUAAGCUGAAAAUUGUUCAUCGCAUCGUGUCGUACGCAUUCGACGAAUCCAUUUCUAGAUUCGUCGGAAUACGUCUCGCAAUCGAGAGUUUGCGUCUUUGGAAAUUAUUGCUAGCGCUUAAUGUCGCAGUGGACAGUAUUGCUGGAGCCCGCUUACAGCUUCUCUCACAAUUGCGCCUUCUCCUGGAUAAUCACGAUCUCGGUAGUUCGUCGGAAUUAAUGUGUGAGCAUGCAGCUGCUGUGAUCAAUGUUUCGAUUCACGAAAGUUCGUUGAUAUCUACUAUCAGGGAACUAUUGAACAAGUGGACUACCCAGCUGGCUAAAGUGUCCGCACCCACAUGGAGCCAAACCAAACUCGUGGCAAUUAUCCUAGCGAACCUGAAAGAUCCUUCGUUUAGUUGCCAGCUGCUUUCGAAUUCUAACAUGUUCGAUAGUUUAUGUUCUACAUCAAACUUACUGAGUGGUUACGUAUUGUCAAGUUCCCGGGACCCACCGUCACUCCCAAGUCUCGGAGUUUUAGCAGAAAAUGGUCAGGUGCAACCUGCUGUAUCUAUGAAUUCCAUUCUGCCGUUUCUUGGAACGUGGAUCAAAGUUUUAGGUGAUACGAAAAACGAAUCUAGAUUCGAGGAGCUCAAAACAUUGUUGAAUAACAAAAAUUUGGCGAAAUAUAUAGAAAGACUAUCGAGGGAAGAUUGGAGUCUCGAGAUUUCGUGGUACACGAGAAUCGAAUUAUUUCUCGUAACUGGAAUCGUUCGAUCUGUUAUGCGUUUUCAAAAUAUAGUUGGGGAAUCAACUAGACGAAUGGUAUUGAAGAUAGGAAUAAAACUGGUAUCAACAUUGCCGAGCGAUGCAUCGCUCGCGGUCAAAGAAAUUCUUGCCUGCGUUCUCAACGAUGAAACGCUAACGAUUGAAAAAUUAACAAACAACUUAAACAGCUUGAAGCUCACCGUUGACAACGAGAAAAUACAUAAAUUGGUGAAUUUGCCACCCGAUCUGAGUAUUAUCUACGGUGAAUACGUGUCGUCGAGCGGAUGUUGGGAGCAGGCGGCGAUGCCGAGAGACUGGCUUUAUUUGCCCCUCGUAGCCGUUUACAGUAGCAAGAAGAAUCACGCGAACGAUUGGAAAAACAUUGACACGACAAAAAUAAUCGUACUACUGAGUCUCGAAUUAUCGAUGCCGGAAAUCGUCGAAAAUCUCUCACCAAGUCUUCGUUUCAGCAGACUCUUGCUUAUUUAUCUCUGUGACACCAUCUAUCUCGACGAUAACAUAGCGAUUUUAUUGAACGAGACUCUGCGACAAUUACUCAAAAAAUAUUACAAGGAAUUCAAUUUCAACACUGCAUUACCAGGACUAAGUUCGUUCACGGAUCUUUUUACAUCACUUUGCGAAUCCUUCUGUGCUAACUCAUACGGAAACGAUGGAUUUUCCAUGGCUCUUAUCAUCCCACUUGGACAACGUCACGAUGUUCAUUAUCGUAAAUUAUUAUGGUCUGAACACGCUGCCGCACUAAGAUACAUAAGAUUGAAAGGCGAUAAUUUGGCUGUACCUUUGACAGAGUUUCUCUAUCCGGUCGAACAAGACGCCACUUUGAUCGAAUCUUAUAUGACAGCCCUUGUCAGAGGAACUGUCAAAAGUACUUGGUGCCCUCUUAUGUACGAAAUAGCUAUGCAUCACUCCGCCAUGUACAUACGAGGAAAUACUAGAUUGGCAACUGUAAUACGUAAAAAAAUUAGCGAAUUGAAAGACAAAGAGUUGGCCUAUUCUCUGCUCAACUAUGAACCUCCCAAAAAUAUGUGAGCUGCGAAAUUUUCAAAACUUUGUUUACUAUGUUACCUAAAAAUAAUAGCGUUUGAUGAAAAAUCAGAUUUCUUAUAGCCAAAAAUGUACUUCUACAAUCGAAAAACUUCGAAAAUGCAAGCGAAGGAUUUAUUUCUACUAAUUGAAAAAAAAAAACAAAAGUAAAUAUUCAGACGAUCAAUCAUUUCAAAUAUUUAUUUGUCUUUUCUUUCGACAGAACGAAUUUUCCCAUUCGGUUUACACUCACUGUACAUAUUACAUCUUUGAUAUACGAUCUCAAAACCGCGCAAGGGAUCGAGACAAAAUUCAGAAACGAAAUUAAUAUUUAAGAACGAUUUUUCUCUCCUUUAUUCAACGCACUAUAAUUUCCUCGCUGUUUCGAUUUCUAGUUUCGAACUCUCCUUUUCUGCUUUACAUACAGUUUAUACUUUCAGUUAUUCGUAAUUUACGUGAUAUGUUUUCGUUGUACAAGAAAUAUCGUUGAUGCGCAUAAAAUGUAUUAUAUUUUAUCUCUCCGCUUACUCCGCUAUUGCACACUCUGUAUUUCUUACUAUGAAGCUGUAACAACGUAUACAGGUACCGAUCAA